GGCGCGGCCUCCGGGCUGACGCGCGGGCGCCGGGGCGCAGCGCCGCCGGGACCCUAGUGGCGCGGGGAGCCGGCGCGGCGGCGGCGGGGGCCGGGACGCGGCGGGCGCCCGGGCGGGUUCCGCGCUGAGCCGCCACCUCGGCCGGCUGGUCUUUGCGGCGGCUGCCCGGGCGGCCCGGGCGCACGGCCCUUCGCCAUGUAUACCUUCGUGGUGCGCGACGAGAACAGCAGCGUCUACGCCGAGGUCUCGCGGCUGCUGCUCGCCACCGGCCACUGGAAGAGGCUCAGACGAGACAACCCCAGGUUCAACCUGAUGCUGGGCGAGAGGAACCGGCUGCCCUUCGGGAGAUUGGGUCACGAGCCUGGGCUGAUGCAGUUGGUGAAUUACUACAGGGGGGCUGACAAACUGUGUCGCAAAGCUUCUUUAGUGAAGCUAAUCAAGACGAGCCCAGACCUGGCUGAGUCCUGCACAUGGUUUCCAGAGUCCUAUGUGAUUUACCCAACGAAUCUCAAGACCCCAGUUGCCCCAGCACAGAAUGGAAUCCACCCACCGAUCCAUAGCUCGAGGACAGAUGAAAGGGAAUUCUUCCUGGCUUCUUACAACAGAAAGAAGGAAGAGGGAGAAGGCAAUGUUUGGAUUGCAAAGUCAUCAGCUGGUGCCAAAGGUGAAGGCAUCCUCAUCUCCUCGGAGGCUUCAGAACUUCUGGAUUUCAUUGACAACCAGGGUCAGGUGCAUGUGAUCCAGAAAUACCUUGAGCACCCUCUGCUUCUGGAGCCAGGUCACCGCAAAUUUGACAUUCGAAGCUGGGUCUUAGUGGAUCAUCAGUAUAAUAUCUACCUCUACAAAGAGGGUGUGCUUCGGACUGCUUCAGAACCAUAUCAUGUUGAUAAUUUCCAAGACAAAACCUGCCAUUUGACCAAUCACUGCAUUCAGAAGGAAUACUCAAAGAACUAUGGAAAGUACGAAGAAGGGAAUGAAAUGUUCUUUGAGGAGUUCAAUAAGUACCUAAUAAGUGCUUUGAACAUUACCCUGGAGAGUAGUAUCUUGCUACAAAUUAAACAUAUAAUAAGAAGCUGCCUCAUGAGCGUGGAGCCCGCCAUCAGCACCAGGCACCUCCCUUACCAGAGCUUCCAGCUCUUUGGCUUUGACUUCAUGGUGGACGAGGAGCUGAAGGUCUGGCUCAUUGAGGUCAACGGCGCCCCAGCUUGUGCCCAGAAGCUCUAUGCAGAACUGUGCCAGGGCAUCGUGGACAUAGCCAUAUCCAGUGUCUUCCCGCCCCCAGACGUGGAGCCACAGCACGUCCAGCCGGCCGCGUUCAUCAAGCUGUGACCCAGGGAGGUGCCCAGAGCUGCCUCAGAAGAAGCAUGAGCUCCUGCUCCAGGGGAAGGUGAAAGGUCAGGAUCGCUCGUUCCCAAGCCAGAACUGGAGAAAGAGAGGCAACCGGCCAAGCCGUGAUCGAAGAGAGAGCAUGAGAAAAAAAGGCGACUUCCCCGAAGAGUGGUUGCUCAGGGGUUCCCAGGUGGCACUCGCAGCACUGGUGUCGAGAUGUGAAAACCGCGGCAAACUUCUCUGAGGGGAGAGUACAAUAUUCUUCGAAGGGGAAAAGACAGGGACUUGAUUAUUUUAUGUUCUCGUUCUUUAAAAAAAAAAAAAAAAUCCAAUUUUUAUCCUAAGGCAGCAUUGUGAGCAGCGCCUCUCCUCCCUGGGGGUCGAGACUGUUGGACCUUUGGUUGGUGUCUUUCCACCUGCUGCAGCCUUAGUGCCUUAGCUCUAUGCCCAGCUGCAACCCUUUUGUCUGGGACAGGGAUCGGAUGUGAUAGCUUUCGGGAGGUGGCCGAUGUGUUCCCCGCCCAUCCUUCUCCACAGCACCCUGCCCGUGGGAGUCUGGACAAGCAUGCACCAACAGUCCUUGGUUCCGUGCUAGGCGCCACCUCGCGGCAAAGGGGGUUUUCCUCACCACAUUCCUGAUGGCGUUUGGUCAGUCACCUGUCAGGAUUGCUGUGGGCUGGGCACCAAAACGGCAAAUGCUGCUCUCGAUCUACUCUGUGCAUGUUUUAGAAACCAAACAGCAAGUUUGCCACAACAUAAGCAUCAAAUAAGCAUGAGAGAGAAAAAAACACGAUGUCUUGCUUUACUUAAUAGUUGGGUAUGGUGGAUCUUUGAAAUAUGAUGAUUCUCAGUUAUCUUGGUUUUAACCAGAACUCUACAUGCACUUUUGCAAAGUUCCCUUUUGUUCUCUUUUUGUUGUUGUUGUUGUUGUUGUUGUUAUUGUUGUUGCUGUUUUAACUUUUGUAAAAACCCCUCUAGGGGGCAGGAGAGUAGAAUUCCACAUACACCCCACCGCCGCCACCAGGUGGCACUGCCCCAGACCCAGGCGGCUUUCCUCCAUUUUCUUGCUCUCCAAGCACCUCCUGCAGGAGCUGGAAGAGGUUUUGUUCCAGGGUUUUGUUCUUUUCUCUGCUUCUGCCUCUUGACGUCAGGGUGAGGCUCCGAACGAGUGUAUGUCUGGCCUGGGAAAGACAUGGUUUCAGAGGUCCACAGAGCAUCUUGUAGGUCAGCAAAUGUGUCCUAUUAGGUGUAGUUUCCAUUUACUGGAUCAAAUAUUCUGUAGAUUUUUCAGGAGGCUGCAUCACUACCAGUGGGAAGAACAAGAUGCUACUUGCGUUCAGUGUGAGCUGACUGAACAGGUUCUCCAUAGAGUGUGCUGGGAACCACAGCAGGCCCCCUGUCCAAUACAUACUGUGUUCUUCCUGCGUGUAUAUAUGUGCUCCAUUAUUCUCUCUACUUGUCACCAGACAACAGUUCUGUAGUCAGGGAGACUUUUAAAAAGAGAAAAGAGAGCAACGCCUCCUCAAACAUGAUGAGAUGUGGGAGCUUACAGUGAAGAAAGGAAUAUUUCAUAGAUGCAGCAGUGGGUGUAGGAUGUGAUGGCAUUAUGUCGGGGUGAAGGAGAAGGGCCCAGCUGGUUUAGCUUUUCUGUGAAUUUGGAAUUACAAGACAAAAGCCUGGGUGGUUACCCAGAAAACAGAUAAUGAGGUUUGCAUCCAGAGCAAAAUAAAACAGUUAGUGGUGGAGGUCAGUCUUGGAGGCCCAGCACUGUUGGGUUAGUGUCUAGAAAGUCUAAGUGUCUGAGUCCUUGGGAGGUCUCUGUGGACUGGUUUUGGGGAAAGCAUGGAGGUUUCUGUAGUGCUAUCACAUGUGAACGCAGAUUUGUAGCAAUCUUUUCGACCCAAAUUAAAGGGACAUUUGAGAGUUUUCCAGCACUUACAGUGACAGAGCUAAGAAUAGAUGUUGGAAGUUCAUGGAUCUUGAUGGAUUUUCUAAGAAAUUUAAAUCAGUAGCAUAUACGUGAGGGAAGUAAGGCUUUAAAAAGAAGGUUCUGCUUCAUUCCUCACAUGGUUUCAAAUAAGUAUCUAUUUUAUGCAUUUAUUUUCAAUCAAGUGGGAUGGUUGCCUCCGAACUGUUCCAUACCUUUCCAUGAUAUCCUUGGCACAGAUGGUUAUGCCUCGCUCUUCAGUUAGUCUUUAUAUGUGCAGUCCGAGUACAUUUCGCCAGUUGCUGGGGGAGGAGGUGUUCUUUAUUUGGAGAUGAUUCCAGUCUUGGUGGUGUCAUUUAGCUGCACAGUGUGAGAUGAACUCGUUAACCUCACUGUGCCUUAGUUUCUUAUCUCAUGGAAGAAAUUGUUGCCUGACCCAGGGACUACCUCAAGGGCGUUUAGUGAGGACAGGUGAAAUUAGGAAGACUCGAGAACCUGUAGUACCAAGGUUCUCAGUGUUGACAGUAUGCUGGACUCACUGGGGAAGCUUUUAAAAAAUGUUGGUGUCUACACCCUCCCCCUCUCUCCCACCUCUGACCAAUCGAAUCCAAACGUCAGGCAUCAGUAUGCUCUGAGAUGCCUUCAACUACUGCUUGAGAAGGAAAGACAAACGCAUUAUUACCUUAGAAUAAUCAGAUAAGGCCUAGGACUUUUUUUUUUAAAGUUCCUUUUGGAAGGACAGGCAUUUCUUUAAGAAUGACCAUGUUGUUGCCCUGAUACAGGCAACUGCUGUCUAAGCACGUUCUCUUUUUGCUUCCUGUCCCAGCAUUUGUAAACGCAAACGUGCUUUCAUUUACUCACACAGUUUGUGAAGCCCUGACAACAAGUGUAAACAGACAGGAAUUUAUAAAUCUGUUAAAUAUGUGUUAAGAUUAUUAACGCUUGAGAGAAAAGCCCCUUCCCUCACACUUAACUCCUGGCGUAAUCCUAAACUCGAUUUUACCCAGAACAUUGAAGUGCCUCCGUGUCUGUAGGAUACAGUGGAGCAGGUGCCGGCAUACUUCCCAGCUGACUUGAUAUUUCAAACUAGUGCCUCAGGAUCAUUAUCUCAGACUUAGCAGUGCUGGAAACGUAUGGGAUCCACGGAAUCCGCAAGCAGCGGUGAAGCUCCCAGAGGGUGUUUUUAUUGACAGCCAAGGUUGUGUCCAGCACGUGUGGACCCAGCCCUGUUGUGGGCGUGGGGGGGACUCUACUAGAGAAGACAAGGUGCCAGAGUUAGGUUUCCUGCAGCAUGUGGCUGCUGUGGCGAAAAUGCAAUGACACACUUGUCUCUGAUCCUGAACACAGAAUCUGUACCUAAGAGGAAAUGACUUCUGAAAAUAAGGUGAUUUUAUGAAUGUUUAAAAUUCCCAGAGCAUUAAAGUAAAGUAAUAUUUCAAGUA
This is a messenger RNA of Leopardus geoffroyi (Geoffroy's cat), 4698 nucleotides long. RefSeq names its product tubulin tyrosine ligase (gene TTL). Gene Ontology annotation, biological process: protein modification process. The record is from RefSeq and is a predicted model, not a curated record. NCBI's taxonomy places the organism in Eukaryota, Metazoa, Chordata, Mammalia, Carnivora, Felidae. Bases 196 to 1329 code for a protein of 377 amino acids. The transcript is spliced from 7 exons.